Drosophila grimshawi is the source of this 1449-nucleotide messenger RNA. Its product is annotated as glyoxylate reductase/hydroxypyruvate reductase. NCBI's taxonomy places the organism in Eukaryota, Metazoa, Arthropoda, Insecta, Diptera, Drosophilidae. The transcript has 2 exons. Gene Ontology annotation, molecular function: hydroxypyruvate reductase [NAD(P)H] activity; glyoxylate reductase (NADPH) activity; hydroxypyruvate reductase (NADH) activity. The record is from RefSeq and is a predicted model, not a curated record. Bases 335 to 1381 code for a protein of 348 amino acids. Gene Ontology annotation, cellular component: cytosol.
AAACACUCCUAAAUAAUAUCAGUUGUGUAUUUUACAAGACAAUCUUAAGCUUGUAUGUGUGCAUAGCGGCUGAAAAUUAUAAAUUAACUAACAAAAAAGAGUCUAACUAAAUUAACCUCAUUAAGUAAAAGUCAACACUUGCGCUAACAAAAAUUCCAGAUAAAUAAUUUCGUUAAUGAAAUCAGUGUAUUUUACAAAACUAGUUUAAGCAUAAUGACUGAAAAGUAUAAAUUAGCUUAUAUUAUAAACCCAAUUUCUAAGUCACCAUAACAAAUAUCAAAUAUUAUUGUCGCUAUUCAAAUGACUCGGAGUGCACUCACAAGCCUCUGUUAACAUGUAUAAAAUACGCCAUCAAUUUAUCCAGCACGCUAAGAGCGUAUCUCAGCUGUUAAGCAGAGCAGCAGCAAUGAGUUCUCAGCCCCAGGUUUAUGUAACCCGGCCCGAUGUCGAUAUCAGUGGACUUGAAUUGCUGCGGAAAAGUUGCAAUGUGACGACUUGGUCCCAGGCAUUGCCUGUGCCACGUGACGAACUGUUGCGUCAGAUCAAAGGCAAGGAUGCUCUUUAUUGCGCCCUAACGGAUAAGAUUGAUGCUGCUGUGUUGGAUGCAGCUGGGGAGCAAUUGAAAUGCAUCGCAACAAUCUCUGUGGGCUAUGAGCACAUCGAUGUGGACGAGUGCCACAAACGUGGUAUACGCGUUGGCUACACACCCGACGUUCUCACCGAUGCCACCGCUGAGCUGACGCUGGCUCUCCUCCUGGCCACCAAUCGACGUCUCUUUGAGGCGAACAAAGAGGUCUACAACGGUGGCUGGAAAUCGUGGGCACCCAUGUGGAUGUGUGGCCAUGGGCUAAAGAAUUCGCGUGUGGGUUUCUUUGGUUUUGGACGUAUUGGCCAGGAGAUUGCGGCACGCAUUGUGCCUUUUAAACCAGCUAAGAUCACCUAUACGACGCGCACCGCUCGUCCAGAGGAGGCUGCCAAGGUGAAUGCUGAACAUGUCAGCUUUGAUGAAAUGCUCUGCUCAUCGGACUUUAUUGUCGUCAGCUGCGCUCUAACCCCGAACACCAAGGAGAUUUUUAAUGCGGCCGCCUUUGAGAAAAUGAAAACCAAUUGCAUUUUCAUCAAUACGGCGCGCGGUGGCGUCGUCGAUCAAAUGGCACUUUGUGAGGCGCUGCAAGCGAAGCGCAUCCUGGCUGCUGGGCUGGAUGUCACCACACCAGAGCCAUUGCCCCUUGAUGAUCCACUGCUAAAGCUGGAUAAUGUUGUGGUGCUGCCCCAUAUUGGCAGCGCGGACAUCGAGACACGCAAGGAGAUGUCACGCAUCACGGCCAGAAAUAUAUUGGCUGCUCUACAAGGAUGCGAAAUGGAGGCAGAGGUCAAAUAGCGUGGGUUUUUUUUCUAAGAAAUUCAAGCUUGACGGCUGAGCAAAUGAAUAAAUGAAAUAAAACUGUU